This is a messenger RNA of Plasmodium relictum, 8307 nucleotides long. It is a transcript of the gene THO2, whose product is annotated as THO complex subunit 2, putative. Gene Ontology annotation, biological process: mRNA export from nucleus; mRNA processing. Lineage: Eukaryota; Apicomplexa; Aconoidasida; Haemosporida; Plasmodiidae. The coding region runs from base 1 to 8307 and encodes 2768 amino acids. The transcript has 5 exons. The record is from RefSeq and is a predicted model, not a curated record. Gene Ontology annotation, cellular component: THO complex part of transcription export complex. Gene Ontology annotation, molecular function: mRNA binding.
AUGGAUGAAUUUGACUUAUUUAACUAUAGAAUUUUACUUUUAAAUGAAUUCAAAGAAAAUGAAAUUGUAAAUAAUUUUUCAAAUAUAAAAGUAAAGUAUCAAAAUAAGUUAUUGAGUUUAUUUGAAAACAUAAAAAGUAAAUAUAUAAAUAUUAAUAAAAAUGAUAUAGAAUUUGUAGUUGAAAAUAAUACACAUAAAUUAAAUAGUAAUAAUAGUAUAAAUUAUGAUAUUAAAAAUAAUAAAUUGGAAGAAUUAAUUAAUAAAAAUGAUGUGGAUCAUUUAGUUAGCAAGACUGUUGGUGCAGAUGAUAUAAAUUGUUCGUACAACGAGAAUAAUGAAAAAAGUAAUAAAAGAAAAAGAAGUGAGCAUUUUCAUGAUGAGAAUGAGGAGAUAAAAAAAAAGAAAAAAGGAGAUUUGAUAAAUGAAACAGGAACCAAUGAAAAUAUGAAUUCCUUAGAUGAAUAUAUAAAAUUUGAUGAUGAUUUAAAAUUUUUAAAUCAAAAAGAUUUUUUAUUUGAAAUUCCACUAAAAGAACAUUGUGAUAUGAAAAGUAUGUUUACCAAUUUUUUUGAUGAAAUUAAAAAUAAAAAUUAUAUAAAUAUAUGCAGAAAAAUAUAUUUAGAAUCAAUUAAAAGAAAUCUAAAAAAAAUAGAAACAGAACCAUAUAUUUAUCAUUUUCUUUUAACAAAAGAUUAUUUUAAUAAAUUAAAAAGUGAUCUAUCUUUGUUUUAUUUUGAUUUCUUUUUGUGUAUUGUAAAAGGAAUUAUAUCAGUUGAUAGUGGAAUAAGUUUUAUUGUCGAUGAAUUAAUGAGUGUUCAUCAUGAUAUUUAUGAGAAAUUAAUAAGUAUUAUAGGAAGUGAACAAUUUUUUGAACAUAUUAAUGUAAAUGAGCAAGAAAAUAUAAAGAAUAAAGAAGAAUUACUAAAAAACAAUUUAAAUGCUCCCUUUAAAGAAAUGAUCUUAAACAGUUUACAUUAUUUAAUAGAAAUAAUAGAUUAUAUAAAAGAACACGAUAAGGAGUUAUAUAUUAAAUAUAAAGAUAUUAUAGUAAGGUGUAUCAUUUCUUUAGAAAAAAAUAAAGUUAUAACUUAUAAAGAAGCGGCUACAUAUAUUGAAUGUAAAAACUUUGAUAAACUAAAUUUAUUCAAUAAAGAACUAAAUAAAUUAGUUACAAAAAUGAAAACAAAGAAUAUAUAUAGCAUUUCAGUUUAUAAUUUAAUGAGAGAAAAUAUAACUGGAUAUUCAAAAAUUAUUUUUUUACUAGAAAAUUUUUUUUCUAAUAAUAAUAAAAAUGAGAUUAAUAAAAAUGGAAGUAACGAAAAAAAUAUAAUAUCAAAUUUGUAUUUAAAAUAUAAAAAUAAAAAAUUUAACUCUAAAAAAAUAAGAAAAAGAAAAAAAAAAUUAAUUAAGUUGAAAUAUGAGGAAGAAGAUAUUAACUUAAUCAAUAAGACGUCAUCAUCAUCUAAAAUAACAAAAAAAAAUGAAGUUAAAAAAAAUAGCGAACAAAUUUCUAUUAAUAAUAUUACGUCAGUUAACAAUAAUAUUGUUAAACAUUGUAAUAGGAAAAUAGAUAAUAGUGAAUCAAUAAGAAAUAUAGAUAUAAAUAAACAUGGUAACUAUAAAGAUAAGGAAAAUAAAGAUAAAGAGAAUUUUCUUAUUAAAAAUGAGAAGAAAUAUAAAUCAGAUAGUGAAGAAGAAUAUACUAAAUAUAUUAAAAGAAAUAAAAAAAAAUGGAAAAGGCAUUUGAACUGUUAUUAUUGUAAUGAUUUAUUAAAAUUAAAAAAAAAUAUAUUUACUAUAUCAGGAUUACACAAUUUAUGCCCACGUAGAAUUUUAUCAAUACUUUUAUUUUAUUAUGAACAAAAUGUAAAUAGUGAAAAGCAGCUACUUCCUUUAUUUUAUUUAUAUUCUAAAGAAACUAUAACAGAUAUAAUAGUUUUAGAAUUAAAAAUAAGAAAUAGCUAUAUGAGAGAAAUUGAAAAAGAAGAAUUACUUAAAUUAAAAUUGAUGAGUAAAAGUGAAGAUAUAGAUAAUAAUUAUUAUUCUAAAUUUCUUUUUAAUGCUAACAAUUUUUUUAGUGUUAAUUAUUUUAAGAUGUGUUCUAUAUUAAUAUUAAAUGAUUUAUUAAAUAUAAAUGUUUUUUAUGCACAUAUAUUACCAAAUGAUUUAUUAUUAAAAAAUGCUUUCGAAGAAUUAUAUAAAAAGUUUUACAAUGACUACGAAAAUUCUCAUUCGAAUAAAUUAUCUUCUUUUUUUUAUUAUUAUAUUCCAUUUAAUAUAAAUGAAAUAUAUAAUUUAUAUGAAAAAGUGAAUAAAUAUUCUAAAAAUAAAAAUAAUGAUAAAACUAGAACAAAUGAUUCGGAAAAUAAUUAUAGUAAUACUAGUAGUACAAAUACUUAUGUAAGUAAUCAUAAUAAUGAUAAUAAUAGUAAUAGCUACAAUAAUGAUAAUAAUAAUAUUAAUACUACUGCUACUGCUACUGCUACUACUACUACUAAUAAUAGUAAUAGUUAUAAUACUAGUACUAAUAAUAAUAGUAAUAGUUAUAAUAAUACUACUAAUAAUAAUAGUAAUAGUCAUAAUAAUAAUAUUAUUAAUAAUAAUAAUAGUAAUAACUAUAAUAAUAACUUUGAUAAUAAUAACAAUAUUAGUAAUAAUAAUAUAAGUAAUAAUAAUAAUAAUAAUAAUGAUAAUUGUUAUAAUAAUAAUAAUAAUAAUAAUAAUAAUAAUAAUAAUAAUAAUAAUAAUAACAAUAGUAAUAAUAGUACACAAAAUGACUCAAGUAAUACUAAAAGUAUAACGAAAAUUUUGGAAGAAAGCAAUCCUCUCUUUAUUUAUGAUUGUGUUGUGAAUUAUUUAUUAAACACAAAAAAUUAUGAAUUAAAAAAGAAAUAUGAACAAAAUGUUGAAUUAAAUAAUAAGGAUGCAAUAGAAAUUUAUUUAUUCGAUAUGUUAAAUAAUAAAUCUAAUAACAAAGAAAAUUUUAUCAAACAUUUUGUUGAAAGGGAAAUUAAAUUAAGGACAGAAAUAAAUAAUUCAAAAUAUUUAUCCUAUAUAAAUUCAUACAAUUAUUUAUUUUUAGAAGAAGAUAGUUAUUUCUUUAUUUUAAGUAGAAUAUUUUUUAUGAAAAAUCCCAAAUUUUUAUUUUUGUCUUCAUUAAUUGAUUUAAAUGCAUGGAAUAUCAUAAACAAAAUUUCAAAUCAUAUGGCUACUUAUAAGUGUAAUCCUUUUUUAAAUUAUUAUGUUAGCUCUUCUUUAUCAAAGCUGAUAAAUUAUAGUAUUUCUUCAUUUGAAAAGGUAUACUUAGAUAACAGCAAAGAUAAUAAUAAAUAUAACGAUAUAUAUUCUUCUUCCCGUAUUGAGGAGAAAAAUGCUUCGUGUAAAGAUGAAAAAAAUAAUAUAUCAAGAAAUGGAAGUAGUUAUGCAGGAUAUGAUGAAAAUUAUUUGAAAAAUAAAGAAGAAAAUAAAAAAGUAGUUCAAAUAAAAAAUGAACAGGAAGUAAGAGAUGCAGAAAAGUGUUAUUUUAAUGAUAAUAACAUAAAAAAUAAAAAAGUUAGAUCACUAUGUAAAGGGAAUUCCAGUAGUACCUGUUUAUUUUGUAAUAUUGAUUUAGAUGCUGAUAAAUUAUGUAGUUAUGAAUGCAUUAAAGUUAUAAAAAGAAACAAAAAAUUUCUUCAAAAUUUAUUUAAAAAUGAAAAAAAAAUUGAGAUUAAAAAAAGAAAAAUUAAACAACUUUUUAAAUUAUAUAGCAUUAGCUUAAUGAAAGAUGAAAAAAAUAAAAAGGAGCCGAGGAAUUAUGCCAACAUAAAAAGUUUUAUUAUUUUUAAAAAAUUAAAUUUUAUUGUUUCUAAUAAAGAUUCUCUAAAUUGUUCUUCAUUAUAUUCCAGUAGUCCAUUAUCUGAUAAUUCAUUAUCAUCAUCUAAUGCUUCAUCAUUGAUUAAAAACAAUGACAAUUUAUCAUCUAUUGAAAAUUCUUUUUUAAAUAAAACAAAGAAAAGAAAAGAUAGAAAAGAAAAGAAAAAUAAUAAUAAUAUAUUGAAUAAUUCUACAAAUAAUGAAAAUUUGAAGAAUAUCCAUUUAAAUUUUGAUACAUUUUUAAAUUAUUUUAUUUCAAACAAAGAAAAAAAUAGUUACAUAAAGAAAAUAAAAACAAUUGAUGAUUUUUUUGAAAAAAUGUUAAUUUUUUUAAAAUAUUUAGGCUAUUUCGGUUAUAUAUAUAAAGCCUUAAUAAGAAAAAUAUUAAACAUUUUGUUUGUUUAUGUAAAAAAGUUGAUAAUUAAUUCAAAUAAAUUUCAUAAAAAUUUUAAUAGCAUAUUUAUCAAAUUUUUUUUUUUUUGUCUAGUUAAUGAUGUUGAAGAAAGUAAAAAUAUAAACGAGGACAUAUGGAACAUAUUAAGUUUAAUACCUGUUUCAAAAAGAUAUAACAUAUAUCUCAAAUUUUUUAAUAAAUUAGAAAAAUAUAAAAAGGAUAUUUCAAAAUUAAAAAAUAUAAAUGAAUACAAUAAAAAAUUAGAAAAUGCAAUAGAUGAAAAUAAAUUGAAUUCGAUAAAUAAUAAGACAUCUAAUGGAAAUAUUAAUUCAUUAAAAAAUGAAAUAAAUAAUAGCUUUUCUGAUUCAAAUAUUUCUAAAUAUAUAACUAAAAAUUGUUAUUCAGUAGCAUUAUUGUCAAAUAUUAAUUUUGAAAUAACUAGAAAUAAGUUGAGAAAAAUAAUUAAAAGAAUAACCUCUGAUAUAUUAAAAGACAGAUACAAUACUAAUGUUCAAAAUAUGUUAAUGCAAUUUACUAAAUUAAUUAAUUUAAACCCUUUUGUUGCAGCUGAUAUUAUUUUGCAACAGUGUGAGCUAUUUGAUAAUAAUAUGAUUAUAACAUUAUCAGAAUCAAUAAAAAACAUACAUAGUUUUUCUAGUGAUAUAUUUCUAUUUAAAAUUAUUGAGAGACAGCAAUUAUUAAAUGUUCACAGUUAUCAAUUAAGCAAACAGUAUAGUAAUAACAAUUUAGAUCUGUUUGAAGAUUCUAUUUUUAAACCGAAAAAACUUAUAAAUCUUUCAUUAGUAAGUGCAAAGUUUUUAUCAAAACAUCCAUAUGCUGAUUUUUAUCCUCUUAUUAUUUCAAUUAUAAAAAGAAUAUUUUCUGAAUUUCAUACAAGUGACGAACUUUUUCUAAGGAAUAAUAAUUUUGUAAAUACAAGAUUAAAAAAAGUUAAAAUCGAAAACUUAGAAAAAUCUAAUUUAUAUCACAAAUUAAAUGAAAGCAAUGCGUCUAAUUUCGACAUCACUAAGAACAAUGGAAAUGCCAAAAAAGAAGAAUUAGGAAUAAGUAAAUAUGAAAAAAAAAAAAAUAUUAAAAAAAAGCAAGAAAAUGAUGAUAGUGAUGAAAUAAUAGAAAACCUCAAUAAAGAUGAACAAGAGAAUAAUAAAAAUGAGGUAGAAGAAAAUUCUAAAAAAGAAGAAUUGGAAGAUAAUACAAAAAAUAUUAGAGAAGAUACUGCAAAUAUAAUAGAUAAUAGUAACGAAUUUGUUAUAAAUAACUCAACAGAUAAUUUAUAUGGCGAUACGUAUAAUAACAUUGACAAUGACAUGUUAAAUAAUGGUGAAAAUAAAAAUAAAAUAAAUAAGGACGCAAGUGAAUUAAAAUUCCUAAUUUUAAAAGCAUUGAAUAAAAAAUAUCCUGAUGUUAUGAGUGGCUAUAUAUUUGAUUUAGAUUAUAUUCAAAAAUUGAUAGAAAUAUAUGGAGGGACUAGUGCAUGCGUAAAUGUGCAAGAACUAAAUGAAGAUCAGUUGAAUGCACAAUGUGGAUUUAAACUAUUAAAAGAAGAAAUUAUGAUUUUAGAGACCAAUUUAAAUUUAAAUAUAAGUAAUUUAGAUUAUGAGCAUUUAGAAGAAGCAGAAUUAGAGGAUGAUAAAUUAAAAAAACUAUGCAUUAAGAAUGCAACCGAGACUUUAAUAAAUCCAAAUAUAAUUUAUUUGAUUUUUUUUAUAUUAUCAAAAUUAAAAGUUGAAUAUUUAUUUGACAGUAAUACCAAUAAUUUAAGAAAUUUAUCUUCAUUGGUAGACAAAAUACAUGGCGUAUUAUUACAGUUUAUUGAUUUUCUUCAAAAUAAUUGCGAUCCCAUUUUAUACUUAUCUUUUAUUCCUAAUAUUUCGGAAAUUUUUGAGUUCUUUGAUAUUUCUCAGUCGUUUCAAAUAAUAAGAUUUGCGUUUCCUUUUUUUAAUGAUGAGGAAAAAAAAAAAGAAUCUGAUAAUAUAUUUGGAAAAACAAACAAGUUAAGUAUAAAUGAUGAAAAAAUGAAAAAUGUAGAUUACUAUAAAAAAAAAACGGAAGUAAAAAUGAAUAGUACUUGUGAUAAGGAUAAUAAAAUUUCAGUAUGCAAUACUGCGAAUGUUUUAAAGGAUACCAAAGCAGAAGAAAAAACAAAUUUAAAUAAAAUAGCACAAGGAACCUUAAAAGAUGAGAAAAAGAGUGGAGCUAUAAAAGAAGAAAAAAAAAGUGAAAUUUUAAAAGAAGAAAAAAAAGAUGAAAUUUUAAAAGAGAAAAAAAGUGAAAAUUGCUUUGAUGAUAAGGAAAAUAAUAACAUAGAUGAUAGUAAGAUGGACAAUCAACAUAAUGAAAUAAGUAAAAAUAAUAACAAUGAAACUAUGAAAAAGAAUGAAUACGAUUCUAGCUUUAACUAUUGUAAUGAAUACAAAUGGAAGAAAUUGUUAAUGCCUAUUAUUGAAAAAUAUUUAAAUAUAGAAAAUUUAAAUGGAAUAAAUAUUGAUUUUUACUUAACUUACUGGAGAUUAAGUAUAACAGAUAUAUAUGUCCCCCAUAAACAGUAUUUAAAAGUUUUAGAAAUAUAUGAUACACAUAUAAAAAAAUUAGAAAAUUUUUCUGAAGAAAAUAAAAAAAAUGAGGAAUAUAAAUGGGUUUAUAAAAAAAUAAAAAAGUUGCGUUUAAAAAGAUCAAAUAUAAAAAAUGAAUAUGAUUAUCAUAUAAUUCACACAAAAAAGAUUAAAAAAUUCUUAUCUCAUAUCGUAGAACAUUGGGUAAAUCCUCAAGAAAUAGGUUUAAACACUUUUGUUGCUUUUAUUAAAUGUCUUGUAGCGCCGAGAAUAUUAAAUAGUGAAAAAGACGCAUUAUUCUGUUCAAAAUUUAUUCAAAUGUUACUAGAACUCCAUACUCCUUUAUUUAAUUUAUGUGUUUUAAUAUAUGUUUUUACAAAAAUGUUAAUGCCACUUAUUAAUGCAUGUACAGAAAAAGAAGCAUUAAAUAUAGGAAUUUUUUUUAAUGAUUUUUUUUCUUAUAUAUACUUAUUAUGUGAUGAUAUUAAAUAUUUUACAAGUGUAUCAGAUAAAAAUCCUUGUUUUAGUAGCACACUAAAUUUUCAGUCAAAAGAUACAAUUAAACAUUCAUGCAUAGUAGAUAAAGCAUUUAAAUGGGAAAAAGUUAUUGUUUCAUUACUUUUUGAAAACAAUAAUUUUGAAAAAUCAUGGAUUAAUUCUAAAUCAGUUGUCAUUUUUUUAUUUCGUUUUCUUAACUGCUUUCCAUAUUCAACGAAAAUUAAAAAUUCAAUAAAAACAAAUUUACAGAAGUUACAGAAUUUUGCUCAAAACCAGGGAUGGAAAGAUAUUGUCAUAUCAAUAAACAGUUUAAUAACAAUGAUGGAAAGAAAUAAAAAAACCAUAGUAAAUGAAAGAAAGGAAGAAAUUGAAAUAAAAAAUCAAGAAAAUAAAUCAAAUUCUUCUAGAACAAACACAUCAUUCGUUAAUGUAGAUAAUAAUAUAACAAUGAAUCCUUUUAAUACAUCUAAUUCUAUUCAAAUGAAUUCCAAUACUUCUUAUAUGCCUGUUUCUAAAAAUAUAUAUAACUCAAGCAUAUUUCCCGUUGUCCAAAAUCAUGUUAAUAUGUCUUCGAAGCCAUACAUAAAAGAAAAUAGUUUCAAUAGCAAAAUUGUUUCUUCUCAAGACCCCAAUAAUGUGAUUUCAUUAUCGGCAAGAAAUUCAAAUUUAAUGAAUAGUAGUAAAGAUAACAGUAACAAAAGAAGAGAAGUUUUCAAUAAUAAUAUAAGAAAAAAUAUUGAUACGUAUCAGAAUUCACAAAAUGCCUUAUCUCAUAUGAAUGAUAAAAACAUUGUUAACAAAAAAUUAAGGGUGGAUAAUCGUAAUUUAAAAAAUGACAAUUUAAAUUACACAAUGCCUCAAAACUUUGUCAAUAUUCCUUCAUAUAUUCCACCUCCAAUUAAUGAAAUUCCUCAGAACAAAGUAUUUUCAAAUAUUCACAAUCAUAUAAAAAAUAAUAGGAAUUCAAAUAAUUAUUGUAGAAGAUAA